CUUUUUUUUCUUCUUCUUCUUUAUUUCACUAUGCGUUUAAUUGUUCGACAGGAUUAUGAAGAAGUAUCUGCGUACUCUGCAUAUUACGUAAAAGAAAGAAUUAACCAAUUUAAACCAACAGCAGAACGACCUUUUGUGUUGGGUUUACCCACUGGAUCUUCACCUAUUGGUGUCUAUCAUAAACUAGUUGAAUUCUAUAAGGCAGGCGAAUUGAGUUUUGAACAUGUUGUGACAUUUAAUAUGGACGAAUAUGUGGGAUUACCAAGGGAUCACCCACAGUCCUAUUAUACAUUUAUGUGGAAUCAUUUGUUUAAGCAUGUCAAUAUCAAAAAAGAGAAUGUACACAUAUUGGAUGGUAAUGCAGAAGAUUUGGACAAUGAAUGUUCCAAGUUUGAAGCAGACAUUGUCAGACUAGGAGGCAUUGAAUUGUUUAUAGGCGGCAUUGGUCCUGAUGGUCAUAUUGCAUUCAAUGAGCCUGGAUCUUCAUUAACGUCACGUACAAGAGUAAAGACAUUAGCCUAUGAAACAAUCAUUGCUAAUGCACGAUUCUUUGGCGGGGAUGUUUCCAAGGUACCUAAAUUGGCAUUGACAGUUGGUGUAGCAACAGUGAUGGAUGCAAGGGAAGUGUGUGUGGUGAUUACAGGAGCACACAAAAGUCUAGCACUGGCUAAAUGUCUAGAGGAAGGAGUGAAUCAUAUGUGGACAGUAUCAGCAAUACAAAUGCAUCCAAAAGGUCUUAUUAUAUGUGAUGAAGAUGCUACUCUAGAACUUCAUGUUAAGACUGUACGCUACUUUAAAUCCAUUGAACAUGUUCACCAAUCAAUUAUUGGCCCUCAUAACCUCGGUUUACAAGGUAAUUUAUUGAGAAACAUGAUGGAUACCCAUCAAGCUGCGAAACGUCGACGACGAUUGAUGCUUCAGAGUCUAUUAAAUGAUGAUGAUGAAGAGUCUUAUUUUGACCAGGAUCCUGCUAGAAAAAGACAAAGAAGUGGCUCAUGAACAGAUCUCUAUCAUAAAAAACUGGCUUUGAAUGUUAUCCAGUCAGAAUAAAACGGGACUGCUUGCCUGUUUAGCACCCCCCCUGCUUUUCGUUUUUUUUUUUCAAUGAGCCUAUAAAAAGAAC
This is a messenger RNA of Gilbertella persicaria, 1123 nucleotides long. Its product is annotated as glucosamine-6-phosphate isomerase 1. Gene Ontology annotation, molecular function: glucosamine-6-phosphate deaminase activity; identical protein binding. Lineage: Eukaryota; Fungi; Mucoromycota; Mucoromycetes; Mucorales; Choanephoraceae. Bases 31 to 999 code for a protein of 322 amino acids. Gene Ontology annotation, cellular component: cytoplasm. The record is from RefSeq and is a predicted model, not a curated record. Gene Ontology annotation, biological process: N-acetylneuraminate catabolic process; N-acetylglucosamine catabolic process; carbohydrate metabolic process. The transcript is spliced from 6 exons.